Numida meleagris (helmeted guineafowl) is the source of this 783-nucleotide messenger RNA. RefSeq names its product membrane-spanning 4-domains subfamily A member 15-like. NCBI's taxonomy places the organism in Eukaryota, Metazoa, Chordata, Aves, Galliformes, Numididae. The record is from RefSeq and is a predicted model, not a curated record. The coding region runs from base 259 to 663 and encodes 134 amino acids. The transcript has 3 exons.
AAAGCUGCGUCCCCGUUUGAAACUUGUACUGAGGUUAUUUCUGUCAGCGAGCAAUGGGAAGAGGGGAAUUAACCAAGCUGGAUGCAGCCCUUCUGCUGUGUCAGCAGCAGUGCCGAGGGAGCGCUGGGGUCCCGGUACCUGCAUCAGGGGUGGAGCUUGGCGUGGUGCUGGGGCUGGCCCUGAGCUGUUACCCACAGCCGUGGGGCAAACGGGUCGGGAAAAGCCUCUCCGUGCCUGCAGGUGAAGGGCAGCCAGGCCAUGAACAUCAUCAGUGCCAUCUUUGCGCUCCUGGGCAUCGUCGCCUUCAUCAUUGACCUCAACUUCAACGGGCUGUACCGAUCCAGCUAUGACGACGACAGCCACCUUGUCCUGCUCGCAGGGAACGGCAUCUCCAUCGUGCUGCUCAUCUUCACCAUCCUGGAGUUCUGCAUUGCUGUCGCCACUGCCAACUUCUGGUGCCGGGCAACACGCCUCAGCCCCAAUGAGGCCAUGCUGAUUGUGCCCAGCACCACCAGGGUGGACCUGGCCGUGGUGCAAGCAGAGCUGCCACAGCCGCCCAGCUACUCGGAGGUGACAGGGCUCUGGGAGGGCUGCACGGAACCCCCAGCUCACCGUGCAGCAGCCAUCUCUGAGCACUUCUCUUUCACAGCUGGUAGCCCCUGAAGUAUAGCUGGGCAGAAAGGACGUCCCGGAAGCCACCUGCAGCCCCAGGGCAUCGGCACCUCCUCUUGCUGCGCUGCAGGCUGGGGCAUGCUUGUAGCCCCUGAACCUAGCCCCCUGCCC